Molecule: messenger RNA, 1986 nt
Organism: Adelges cooleyi (spruce gall adelgid)
Lineage: Eukaryota; Metazoa; Arthropoda; Insecta; Hemiptera; Adelgidae
Exons: 5
Coding region: 1-1929 (642 amino acids)
Molecular function (GO): protein binding
Source: RefSeq, a predicted model, not a curated record
AUGACAAAAUUCAACAUGAACGUCGUUUCGUCCGACAUGAGAGCUAGACUCGAGUUCAUGAUGAACAUUUACAACCGACUUAUAUUGUCGAAUCCGGGUGGCGGCGCGACCACCAAAAACGGUACCGACUAUUGCUCGUUGAACGGUUACAUAAAACUCAUGCAAUGCGCGACCAACAGCAAGAAACAAAAGAAACCCAACAAAAUAAGCCGUUCCAGUCGUCCGCUGGCCUACAGGAACAUCAACAUCACGUCCUCGACCAGUCACAAGAGCUACAAGAAUUACAGCAGCACAUCGUCUUUGUCUUCGCGUCCCACGAUCAGCCGUUCACCGUCGUCGCUGCUGUUCGAUUUCGAGAACAACCCGAUGUCCACAUGUUUCGAAGAAACCAAACGGCUGCUGUGGAUGGGUUGCAAAACGGUGGACGACGCGCUGGACGUGAACCGCGACCUGCCCAUGUGGGUGCAAACGGUCGAUUCGAACAACAUCGUCAAACAGCUGCUGGCGUCCGUGGACGCUGGCCGCGUGGAUAAAGGCAACGUGCACACGCUGGUAGCCGUGUUCAUAAACUUCAGCAUCACUAUGAUCGACAUGUUCGCGAUGAACGCUAACGUGGACAAACACUGGUGGAAGCACUCGUACAAGAUUAUGGAGCAGCUGAUCGACGACAUUAACGUGCACUGUCGGUCUAAAGAGCCGCUAAACGGUACGCUGAAGGUGAAGGGCAAGAGCGGCGACCGGAUGCUGAACAAGGCGCUGUCCACCAUCACCCAGCUGAAGAAAAUCAUCCCGUCAGACAAGCCGGAGAACGGCGUACUCAACAGCAACAACAAUAACAAUCAUUUCUUGCACAACCCCGUAACGCCGCUCGUGUCGCCCGUAUCCCAACAGCCGGCCGCGUACCAACCACCGCCCAUGCCGCCCGCACCCGUCGACUUCAACGGCCCGGCCCAGCAGUACGUCAACUACAGCUACAGCCCCAACCAGAACUACAUGAACGGCGGCUACAACUACCCCGGCCAGUACCCGACGCCCCAGAUGAACAGACCUCCUUACUGCCCGUUGCAGUACCGUCCGCCGUACCAGCCGCCGCCGCCGCCGCCGUACCAGCAGCAGUACGCGAACCAAGUGCGCGUCAACCAGCCGCAGUAUUAUCAGUACGUGCAGCAGCAGCAGCAGCAACAACCGCCCAACCCGUGGCCGAACAGCUACCAGAAGCCGGCGUAUCCGCCCGUACACAACAACACGCCGCCAUUCCCGGCGGCCCAGUUUGCGGUGUCCAAUCCGCAGCCGAAGCCUGAAGCCAAGUUGGUCGAGGUGGUCAAGGAAGACGACGAGAAAAAGUGGCUGGAAGCCCAGAAGGACGCCAAACAGCUGGUGAACAACGCCAUCGGUCACAGCGCGUUGACGACCCGGUCGACGACGGACAGCAGCAACACGUCGCACGAAAGCGAGGAAGGCCUGAUCAACUUGCAUGCGACGUUCGAGCGCGUGUCCGACCGGGACAGCGGUAGCGCGCCACUGCCCGACGACACGGACCGCAUGUGGAACUUCCUGGCCAGAGAAGUGGACAAGAAGGUCCGGUACAAGUUCCAAAAGAUGAUCAGAGAAAUGCAAGACAUACCCAAAGACGAAUUCAGCAGAGAACCCGAAUUAUACGACACUACCUACCAGAACGUGGUCAGAAUACAACUGUUCGAGCCCAUUAGAUGUAAAAUGAUCAAUAAAAAAUACGAAAACGUCCAGGCUGUCGUCAGAGAUUUUCGCUUGGUGUUCAGCACAUUUCGUCACAUAUCUCAGCAGUCCAACGACAUUAAAUGUAAACUUAUGAUGGACUUUAUGGAACGCUACUUCAACGAGUGUCUCAGAAAGUAUUUCCGCGGAUGGAACUUGGACAAGUAUCGUCCAGGUGUGGUUGAUGUUCUCUGACGGUACAAGUCGAAAUGUUAAACUUCCUGUUAAAAUAAUUCAUGUACAUUAAUAAUU